GAGAUUAAAUUCCCCAUAGCAAUCACAUCGUCUGUCGAUUUCGCGUUUUUCUCCAGAAACUCUCUCGAGAGAUCCACGCAAAGCUAUCAUCCUUCUUUUACCUGAUCGAUGGCACGCACGAAGCAGACUGCUAGGAAGUCGACCGGUGGGAAGGCACCGAGGAAGCAGCUGGCGACGAAGGCCGCCAGGAAGUCGGCGCCGGCCACCGGAGGAGUGAAGAAGCCGCACAGGUUCAGGCCGGGGACGGUGGCCCUCAGGGAGAUCAGGAAGUACCAGAAGAGCACGGAGCUGCUGAUCCGGAAGCUCCCCUUCCAGAGGCUUGUGAGGGAGAUCGCUCAGGACUUCAAGACGGACCUGAGGUUCCAGAGCAGCGCCGUGGCUGCCCUCCAGGAGGCUGCGGAGGCCUACCUGGUAGGUCUCUUUGAGGACACGAAUCUGUGUGCCAUCCAUGCCAAGAGGGUCACCAUCAUGCCCAAGGAUAUUCAGCUUGCCAGGAGGAUUAGAGGCGAGAGAGCUUAGAAACAAAAUCCAACCCCAACUGCUGCUGAUGAUUGUCUUGAUUAGGGUUUCUAGCUGUCUAGUUGGUAGAUCUCUGAUGUGUGCUGUGGGUUGGAUUGUGCACCUUCGUGAGGAUCAGUAAUGGAUGCUUGUGUAAAUCUGUCCGUAGUUUACUUUGAUUUUCAGGUCAUUCCACUUUGAAGGAUGAUGUAAUCCGGACAUCUGAAAAUUGAAUGCAAAUUUCUAAUUUGAAUUCUA
This is a messenger RNA of Punica granatum (pomegranate), 756 nucleotides long. Lineage: Eukaryota; Viridiplantae; Streptophyta; Magnoliopsida; Myrtales; Lythraceae. The record is from RefSeq and is a predicted model, not a curated record.